GUAAAUUUAAAACAAUCGAAUAAAUCGAUGUUUGCAACUUGGAACUUGAGUUCGUGGGAAGCGUCUAUCUGUGGUGUUGUGUGUAAUGUUCAGUUUAAGUGAAAAAUGAUUUGUUUCUCACAGGGAGUCUUGUAUUUUCAGCUACUAUUGUGUCAAUAGGUUGCCGACGUCGUGCUACGUAUGAAGGUUAUAUUAAAAAUAUAACAUGUUUAUGAAUUUUCGUUUUGAACGUUUGUAGCUGCCAACUAGUGUACAUCACUAUUACAGUGGAGAUUAGAUGACUCUGCCUUUAAAAUACAAUUUGUAGAUAUGAGCGUGUAUAAGAGAGUGCAGCAGUGGGCCACAUUUGCACGUGUGUGGCAUGUUUUUGAUGCUACGUGGCAGAACCCAUUUGAAUCUGCCCAGAUGAUCAAAAAAUAUCUUUGUGGUCUGAAUAAGCCAAUAUAUCAUCCUAUGAAUGACUGUGGUGAUCAUGUUGUUGUUAUAAACAGCAAAGAUAUUGCACUGCCAGGAAAUGAGUGGCAGAAGAGAGCUUAUUUUCAUCAUACAGGGUAUCCAGGUGGAGCUUCAUGGACACUGGCAUGGGAACUUCAUAACAAGGAUCCAACAAUGAUAAUGCGUAAGGCUGUCUAUCAUAGUAUGAGGGGAAACCUUCAGCGUAGAUAUACAAUGCAGCGUUUACACAUAUUCCCAGAUGACAAUGUCCCAGAUGAAAUAAUGGGAAAUGUUACCAACCAGAUCAGACAGAUAAGGCCUGUACCAAAGCGUUUGGACAAGUAUUCUGAAGAGGAAGUGCAGCAAUUUCCAAAAGUAAUGGACUGGCCAGAAGAUUAUGUUUUGAGAUAAAAAAGGCUACAGUUAAUUAGUGCUAUGUAAUGUUUAUAUUUGGCAAUGUGUGCAUUAUUGUACCAAAAGUUAUAAUACAUACAUUUUGUCACAGAAAA
Schistocerca serialis cubense is the source of this 944-nucleotide messenger RNA. It is a transcript of the gene mRpL13, whose product is annotated as 39S ribosomal protein L13, mitochondrial. The transcript has 4 exons. The record is from RefSeq and is a predicted model, not a curated record. Gene Ontology annotation, cellular component: mitochondrial large ribosomal subunit; ribosome. The coding region runs from base 310 to 846 and encodes 178 amino acids. Gene Ontology annotation, molecular function: mRNA binding; structural constituent of ribosome. NCBI's taxonomy places the organism in Eukaryota, Metazoa, Arthropoda, Insecta, Orthoptera, Acrididae. Gene Ontology annotation, biological process: translation; negative regulation of translation.